Molecule: messenger RNA, 561 nt
Organism: Suillus plorans
Lineage: Eukaryota; Fungi; Basidiomycota; Agaricomycetes; Boletales; Suillaceae
Exons: 9
Coding region: 1-561 (186 amino acids)
Source: RefSeq, a predicted model, not a curated record
AUGAACAACAACAAUCAGUUCUCACGGUUCAAUCUCUUCUUUCGUCUUACCUUCAUCAUUCUCCUUCAUCCUUUAUUUCUGCCAGUGCCGUUACUUCAGGGCGACUUCCGGUGUACUCCUUUGGGUUCUUGCAGACUGCAGCUGCAAGAAUUCAAAGGUACUACCCUACAGUCGCCCUUCAAACAUAGUUUCUCAAGGAUUUUGGAGACUUUGGAUGGCACAGUGACAGCCACUCCUCCCUUUGAGCGCCCUCCUGGCAGUUCCCUAAUAGCCACUCCUCCCUUUGAGCGCCCUCCAGUUCCCAACGAUUAUACUUACGAAUUUCGGGACUUUGGAUGGCAGUUAGAGCCACUCCUCCCUUUGAGCGCCCUCCAGUUCCCAACUAUUCUGCUUAUUGGAACUGGGGGUUGUGCAGUGCAUGCCACUUUGCAUGCCACUUGUCAGUGGCUCCUGCUUCUUGAAAUUGGCGGUAGCGCAGUGCAUGCCACUUCCUGCUCCAACUUUUUAAUGGUGACUGCUGAACCUGCCGGUACUUUUGUGUGGCAAGUGCUCUCUAGUUAA